AUGAGGAUUUUUGCCAAGAUGUUUGUGACUGUGCCUCGGCUCUGCAGAGUCCUGCAGCUCACCCUGGCGGUCAUCAAGCCUGAUGCCGUGGCUCAUCCUCUCAUCAUAGAGUCAAUUAAUGCCAACAUUCUUGAAAAUAAAUUUCUCAUCAUCAGACGCAAAGAUUUACACUGGAAAAAGGAACACUCAGAAAUGUUUUAUGCUGAACAUUCAAACAGAUUCUUCUAUCAACGACUUGUUGAAUUUAUGUCAAGUGGUCCAAUGCAAGCAUACAUAUUAGCCAGAGAUGAUGCCAUACGUCACUGGAGAGAAAUGAUGGGGCCGACAAAAGUCUUCAGGGCCAGACACACCUCUCCAGAUACCAUCAGGGGGCGCUUCGGACUUACGGACACAAGGAACACGACCCAUGGCUCAGAUUCUGUUGAGUCUGCACAAAAAGAGAUCCCUUUUUUCUUUCCGGAUUUCUGCAUUGAUAGAUGGAUGAAAGAGGAGGAGCCUCUAUAUAGAGCUGGAAAGGCCAUCUAUGACCCUCACAAAAUGAUUCAUACUCUUUCAAUACUUACCUGA
Knipowitschia caucasica is the source of this 567-nucleotide messenger RNA. The record is from the annotation of a GenBank genome assembly. Lineage: Eukaryota; Metazoa; Chordata; Actinopteri; Gobiiformes; Gobiidae.